This is a messenger RNA of Helianthus annuus (common sunflower), 1018 nucleotides long. RefSeq lists its product as uncharacterized. The coding region runs from base 290 to 892 and encodes 200 amino acids. The transcript has 7 exons. The record is from RefSeq and is a predicted model, not a curated record. NCBI's taxonomy places the organism in Eukaryota, Viridiplantae, Streptophyta, Magnoliopsida, Asterales, Asteraceae.
UGUGUUCGGAACGGUUCACGAACACAAAUAAAUUUGUCGAACGCGACGAAGGAUAAAGGUAGAUGGCCCAGAGAGUAGCACUGGAACUUGAAUCCUUUAUUGUGAAACGGAGGUUGAUCGUAUUCGCCGAUGUAAAUAAUGAGGAAGGAAAGGAAAAUGGUGCAUAAACAAGGAUAUUGUGGCAGGCAUUUGAGUUUAGCUAAGUUGUGUUGUGAGAAACUUUUAUGCAUCUCGAUGCCUAAACCGUCCGCAUCAUCUCAGCUUAACAAUUCUGCGCGUCCAGAAGAAAAUGCACUCAUUGACCAAGAAGUUGAGCGCCAGAGUGCUGCAAUCAGGACGAUUCGUGAUGUGGAAACCGAAAGAUUACUUACUGCUAUACGCUUGCUGGAAUCCGUUACAAGCAAGGAACAACUACAGAGUACAGAUCCCGUUACUUAAAUUUUUCGACGAAAAUCUUCCAAACCUAACGGUUUCAAGAACCGAUAAAAAUGGAGUGAUAGAAGUUAAAUGGAACGAUAAGGAUGGUGACGUAUACAUGAACACAGCUGAUGGAGGAAACAUGAUCUCUUAUUUUUUACAACAUAUGUCCACAACUAAAUCUGACUUUGACUUUGACUUUUUAAGUAAAGCUGGGAAAACAAGCUUCAUUAGGGCUGAUGAUCUUCAGAUGAAGGAUUUUGUUCUACCGAAACCAUCUGGCACUCACAGUCUUGGCAUCAGAGAUUUUAUGCAAACUCCCGGGGCGAGUAGUGGGAGAUCGUCUGUCGGUAUGACACCUAAAACUUUAAGGAUUCCGAAACAGGGAGAGAUGCUUAUGUCUGUUCAUGGUUCACCGGUUGGUGUUUACAAGGAAAACAACAUGGAUGCAAUACACGAGACAGAGGAAGAAUGAGCUGUUACCUGCAGAUUACUGUAUUCCAUGAAGUUGUAAUGCCUAAUCUAGUUAUGUAAAUUGGAUAAGCUAUUAGAGAUUAAGACAUCUAUUUAUAGAUGGUUAUAUAUGUUUGUGUUUUUUUAA